Messenger RNA from Phycodurus eques (leafy seadragon), 4445 nucleotides. RefSeq names its product kelch-like family member 15 (gene klhl15). Gene Ontology annotation, molecular function: protein binding. The transcript is spliced from 10 exons. The coding region runs from base 335 to 2221 and encodes 628 amino acids. The record is from RefSeq and is a predicted model, not a curated record. Gene Ontology annotation, biological process: nuclear protein quality control by the ubiquitin-proteasome system; protein ubiquitination. Lineage: Eukaryota; Metazoa; Chordata; Actinopteri; Syngnathiformes; Syngnathidae. Gene Ontology annotation, cellular component: Cul3-RING ubiquitin ligase complex; nucleus.
CAAACCUAGAAGAUGGCGUCCACAAAGCCUACGAAUCGCUCAGGUUUGCUGCUAGCCGUCUGCUGUUGAGCCCGAACCGGGGCUCUGGAGCUCUGGGGCGGCGACACCAUGGCGGGGGCUCGCUGUAGUCGGAACUGACGGCGCCGCUGAAGCAAACACGGCUCAUGUGGAUUCUCAGCGCCGCCGAGGCUGGAAACGCAAAGACGGGAAAGGCCAGCGCCUGGUUCGAGCUCCGACAUGUGUGACCAACGCUGACUCGGAGGGUCUUUGUUGUUAGCAUCAGCUGGGCACACUGGGCGCUGUCCUCUGAUUGGCUGGGACAACCCCUUCUGACAUGCCUGUGGCCAAUCAGAGGUGUGUUAUGUCGGGGGCGGAUGUGGAGGUGUAUCUUUCCCAGGUGCACGACGGAAGUGUGUCGUCGGGCUUCCGGGCGCUGUACGAGGAGCGUCUGCUGCUGGACGUCACGCUGAUGAUCGACGAGCACCACUUCCAGGCCCACAAGGCGCUCCUGGCCACCCAGAGUGACUACUUCCGGGUCAUGUUCACGGCGGACAUGCGGGAGCGGGACCAGGACAAGAUCCACUUGAAGGGGCUGACGGCGGCGGGCUUCGGGCACAUCCUUCGCUUCAUGUACUACGGCUCGCUGGAGCUCAGCAUGCCCACCGUGCAGGAGAUCCUACAGGCGGCGAUGUACGUGCAGCUGACGGAGGCGGUGGAGUUCUGCUGCUCCUUCCUGCUGGCCAAGAUCUGCCUGGAGAACUGCGCCGAGGUCAUGCGGCUGCUGGAGGACUUCAGCGUGGGCGUGGAGGGUGUCCAGGAGCAGCUGGACAACUUCCUCCUCGACAACUUCGUGCCGCUCAUGAGCCGAGCCGACUUCCUGUCCUACCUCAGCCUGGAGAGACUGCAGGCGUACCUGAACAGCGACGCGCUGAGCCGCUACCCGGAGAUCGAGCUGUACGAAGCGGUCCAGGCGUGGCUCCGGCACGACCGGCGGCGCUGGCGCCACACGGACGCCGUCGUCCGCUCCGUUCGCUUCUGCCUCAUGACAUCUGCCAACAUCUUCGAGAAGGUCAAGACGUCGGAGUUCUACCGCUACUCCCGGCAGCUGCGUCAGGAGGUGGACCAGGCGCUGGCCUACUUCCACGACGUCAACCGGCAACCGCUGGCCGAGACGCGCGCCAACCGCAUCCGCUCGCGGCGCCCGCAGACGGCCGUCUUCCGCGGCAUGAUCGGCCACAGCAUGGUGAACAGCAAGAUCCUGCUGCUGCAGCGGCCCAAGGUGUGGUGGGAGCUGGAGGGCCCCCAGGUGCCGCUGAGACCCGACUGCCUGGCCAUCGUCAACGACUUCGCCUUCCUGCUGGGAGGCGAGGAGCUGGGGCCCGAUGGCGAGUUCCACGCCUCGUCCAAGGUUUACCGCUACGACCCCCGGCAAAACUCGUGGCUGCGCAUGGCCGACAUGUCCGUGCCCAGAUCUGAGUUCGCCGUCGGCGUCAUCGGAACGUUCAUCUACGCGGUGGCGGGUCGCACGCGUGACGAAACCUUCUACUCCACGGAGCGCUACGACAUCGCAGAAGACCGCUGGGAGUUCGUGGACCCGUAUCCCGUCAACAAGUACGGGCACGAGGGCACGGUCCUGGGCGGCAAGCUCUACAUCACGGGCGGCAUCACGUCCUCGUCCACCUCCAAGCAGGUGUGCGUCUUCGAUCCCGCGCGGGAAGCGACGGCGGGAGGGGCCUCGGGCGGGUCGGACUCGCUGCGGGCGCGCGGGGGCCGUGGCCCGCCGCCGCCCGCCUCCCACGCCGGCUGCUGGGACAACAAAUCCAAAAUGAACUACGCCCGCUGCUUCCACAAGAUGAUCUCUCACAACGGGAAGCUGUACGUGUUCGGCGGCGUGUGCGUCAUCCUGCGCGCCUCCUUCGAGUCGCAGGGCUGCCCGUCCACCGAGGUCUACGACCCGGACGCCGACGAGUGGACCAUCCUGGCCUCCAUGCCCAUCGGGCGCAGCGGGCACGGCGUGGCCGUGCUGGAGCGCCAGAUCAUGGUGCUGGGGGGCCUGUGCUACAACGGACACUACAGCGACUCCAUUCUCACCUUCGACCCCGACGACAACAAGUGGAAGGAGGACGAGUAUCCCAGGAUGCCUUGCAAGCUGGACGGGCUGCAGGUGUGCACGCUGCACUUCCCCGAGUACGUGCUGGAGCACGUCAGACGCUGCAGCUGAGGUCGGCUCUGCGCCCAAAACGCCUCAUUUUGGGUUGGAGGGGGUUUUUAACACGCCGGGCUGGCGUUUAUUCCCUGACCCACUAGUGCGCUAAGGGGUCCGUGUACUAGUGCGGUGGUUCACAAACGUUUUACACCAAGUACUGCCUCAAACAAUUACUCAAUAUUGAAAAACAAACGAGCCCUAAAAGCUAAACGCAAAUUGACAUCAAAGUUCAAACCAACUGAACGGUGCUCCGUAAUUGGACGGUACUGGAUUCCGAAACAGUUCAAGCUGCUGUAACCUUGACAACGCUGUUCACUGAUUCUUUUGGUACCACUAGAGGGACCCCACGCACUACUAGUGGUACUAGUGUCACAAUUUGAGAAUCUACUCGUACACUUCAUGAAACGUGGUCCGGAGUUGGAAACAUCAAUUUUCCAACCCAAAGUGCACCCGUUGCAUGACGAGCCCAGCAGAGCGUUGAUUCCUUGCCCUUGAUGUUCACCCUCAUUUCUGUGCCCUCUCACUCCUAUGACAAGUCAGGGAACUAGUAGAACGACUGUGUCUUAAUAAUGUUUGCGCUACUGGUGCCAUGUAGCAUGCAAUUAAACCUUACUCGUAAACUACUGUGCUGCACUACUAGGCCCGUACUAGCACACGUUUCCAUCAAGCCAUUUGAGCAUUUAUUGAUAAUCCCUGAUAUCCAGUUUAAGGUCCAUGCACUAGUACGCUCUUCGUACUCACUAGUAAGACAACUACCAUGUUACAAGUGAGGCAAAACUAUACUAGUUGACCACUCCAUUCCACUAGUACUACGAGUGACGAAAUUCUACGAGUUAACAUCUAGCAUUCACAAGUAGUACCAAUAGUGCAUAUGUCAACUAGUGUCCAGUUUUGCCUCACUGGUAACAUGUUCAACUAGUCGUUCUACUAGUGUGGAAAAAGGGUCCUGGAGUAGUGGAAAAGAAAUGGUUAAUUUGUAAGUCAGUUCAAAGAGCGCACUCGUGGGAUACGCAAUACCCGCUCGGUGCCGCGGACACUUUGACAUGGACUCCGCUUGGUAGAAAAUGCCGAUUGCGCCGCUUCCUGUCGGCGCUCCGCUGGCUUCGCGCGUUCGACGCACCGGAAGCUCCACGAGCGGCGUCGGUCACGUGUCGUCCACGAUAUUCUCCGAGUGAUCCGUUAUGAGUAACCCGAGUCGCUGAAUGAGGUUCGAACUUGUGCGGCUACGUUUUAUCCUCUCCUCGCGCGCACGAUUCUUGUUGCCGAAGUUGAAUUGAAAAUGUGUUUGGGCUUCCGGUGCGUCACACGUGCGCGUCCCCGUCGGGUGGGCGCGCGUCUCAUCCCGUCGGAACGCCGUUUGCGGCACUCGUGACAUUUCGUUGUGCAAAGGGCUCAGCACAUACUGAUGCAGUGUUUUCAUGUUAUUUAUUUAGCGAGCUAUGCAGUAAUGUGUUGCUAUUUAUUAAGACGUGUCAUCCUUUUUUAUCUGGACUAAGCAAGACUGAAUACGUAGUUCAUUGCCGAGAUGCCUCCUCCUCCUCUUUUUUUUUUUUGUUGAAAUAACAGUGUGGUCCAGUGCUGAGAUUUACAAAGACAAGAAUGUUGUUAAUGCUACUAACUUUCAUUUACAGCUUCCAAACGGUCUUUUCGUAGCAGUUGUGUAGGUGUGGUAACCAUGGCGACGUGUGUGUAACAUGCAUGUGUACAGGCUUCUUUGUCACGUUCAGGACUCGUCGUGUGCUCGAGCGGCACUUCUCCCUUUGGGAAUUUACCAGUCAACACAUUCCACGCAAGCUCAUCUUUUCGUUCGUUUCACACGAGUCACCUUGUCACUGCUGUUAUUUUAACUUUGCACUUAUUUUGUUGUUGUUGACAUGCUCAUUGUUUUGUAAAGUUUGAGGAAUGUUUGCAAGGGGAUCUCUUGAAAUUGCGCGCGCGUGUGUGUACUUCCUCCGGUGUUGCUGUCAAAGAAGAAAUGUGAUGACAAGUGUUACCUUGCCGAGUCGCAGCAUCCUUUAGUCUGUCAGUAGCUAAACAGAGUAGAUGAUUUUAAAAUCGCGUAUCCAUAUACAGUUUAUAUGUAUACUCUUUAUACAUAUACCUACAGUACAGUACCUUGCUAGCACUGAAAUUGAAACAGAGGGCAGAGUAAAGUCGACUUGUAAUCUGGAUAACUCUUUGGAAACGUUUGUAACUUCUUUCCAGAAAUAAAUGUUCAUGUGGGAGGAAUUCCGACUAU